Molecule: messenger RNA, 3255 nt
Organism: Dinoponera quadriceps
Lineage: Eukaryota; Metazoa; Arthropoda; Insecta; Hymenoptera; Formicidae
Exons: 1
Coding region: 610-2718 (702 amino acids)
Biological process (GO): regulation of mitochondrial mRNA stability; mitochondrial RNA processing
Cellular component (GO): ribonucleoprotein granule; mitochondrial matrix
Molecular function (GO): RNA binding
Source: RefSeq, a predicted model, not a curated record
CUUGAACGCGAGAGAGGGGAGAGAAAUUAAACAAUAAUAAAAUACCGAAUAUUAGAAUAAUGAGGGGGAGGUCACGUAAAUGAUUAAGUAUGUAUAAUAAAAUGUAUCGAGUUAAUUAUCAUUGUGAUGUAAUUUUGCGUAAUUAAUUAAUUUCAUUAUAAUGCAACACACGAGUGAAAUGCGAAACGCGCCACCGUAGAAACUGACACAUUCGCCACGCUCAGUUUUUGUUAUUCAUCGCGUGUCAAUUGCCCGAAGGAAUCAGUGUCGCCAUCGGCUGGUCGGCUCAUGCAAGCGGCACACGUCACCGCAUCGGUAUACUCCUGACAGCUUUCUAGCUGGCUCAAAGUACCAAUUACACAUCUGUGUCGCCGCACACGUUUUAUACAUUUUUGUUUUUUUCUUUUCAAAAUAUAAUUCAGAGUGAAAGUUUUCUCUCGCCGUGACAACACCGCGGCGUCUCAAUUAACUGUAAUGCUUCCGUACGAUACAUCUUUUUCUCAGGGAAAUCACCGAAUAACGUCCGUAACGCGGUAAUACGAUGCGGAAAGGUAAAGGAAAGAAAACUCACUACGUCGGAUUAUUUCAGUCCCAGCUGUUAUAUUGUAGAUGAUAAUCUCGAGCCGCGUAGACCGGGGAAAGUUUCUCACGGGGAGAGCAUUUAUGCAACUGCGUGGUCUGGCAUCGAAAUUUCAAAAGAGACGCUUCGAGUCGAGCACGCACGAUCCAAGCGGGGCACAGUUGCGUCAGACGACGAUUUUCGCCCAAGAAGGCGCCCAUAUACAGGAAGUCCCCGUAAUAGUCAGGAGAAUUACCGAUGUCGAGGCUUUCUGCGACACUACUACCAGCAAGAGACCCGUCGAAACGCCGAUGCCGAAUAGCCGGUAUCUCGAUAAAUUUAAGAAAGACAAGCGAGGAAAAGAUAUUCCUUCCACCCACGACACGUCGAAGAAGAAGAGCGUCAGCAUAGAAACCGACGAGGGCACGGCGGUGCUCUUCUAUUCCGAAGAUCUGAAGAGCACAGACGCGGAACGGCUUCUGCAUGCGAUCACUUCGGGCAAGGAGACUUAUUCUUCACUGAAGACCAAGAUAGCUGACGAGAUAAACUGCCGCAUGGCGCUUCAGGGUCUGAGGAGGAUCUUGGAGCUGGAGAACGGCUGGCACGCUUACCGGAAGGCUCUGUCGAGCGAGCGAUCGUUCUCGGAAGCCGUCAACAGGGACACCAUCUUGCGACAGCUUGUGAGUCUGAUCGUCAAGAGCAAAGACAACGAGGUGAUACUGCAAGGUCUCAGGGCGCUCAAGAGGGACCGAUUCAGCCCCGCGAGGAACGUUUACAGGGACUGGCUGUGCAACGAAGCCACUGUCCGAGCUACCGAUGGGAGCCUCACGGUGUCGCAGCUGAUGAGACUGAUGCGCCUCUUGGCUUCUUACAAGGAGCCCAAGUACAGAAACUGCAUCGACCUGUUGUGGAUGGGUCUGGCGUGCAGGGAGCGGGACAUCAAGCCGGACAUGCUGGUGCCGUUGUUCAAGUCGCUCAAGUACUUCCGGCAGAGCAAGAACAUGGUGCGGACGAUUCUGGAGAGGAAGCUCUCGGAGCAAUGGUUGAGGCUGAACGGCUCCCAGAUGGCCGACAUAUUGGACUGCUUUCACGGGAAGGAGCCGCCGAACAGGUGUCUGUCGAGCGCCAGCAAGUGGGCGAGCGUGAGCAUGACCAGCUCGGGCGAGAGGAACCUCGCCGAUUUCGUUCGCAGUUUGCGCACGAAGAGCCACGUCGACGAGAACGUGGAACAGGCGUUGGAGAGAUACGUGACGGUCCGGGGCGGCGAGAUGAAGGACGCCGAUUUAGUGGCUUCCAUCAUGGACUACUGCAAGGGUUUGAAGGUCCGAAAUUCGCGCAUCCUCGCCGAGUGCGGCAGGUACUUCGUGAGAAACGGGAUGGACGUUUCGCCGUCCCUGUUGGCCUCCGUGCUGACGCCGUUCGGCUCGUUGAACGUUCAGCCGCCUGACCCGACGGUCUUCUGGAAGAUCUUCGACGAGGUGCUGUCCGUGAGAUUCGCCGAACUGAAGCUGAGCGACACUCUGGACAUUCUUCUCUCUUGCACGUAUCUCGAGAGAUACCCCGUCAAGUUCCUGGAUAAGGUCUUCAGCUCGUACCUGCUGAACAGGCUGCAGAUCCAACGAGACGCGCCCGUCGUGAAUCGGCUGAAGACCAAACUGAUACUGUUCGACACAACCAUGUCGUUGGAGUGUAAGGAUUACCAGGGCAGUCCGAUUAACAUAGACAAAAGCACAAAGUUGCUGAGCGCAGACGUGAGGAUCAGAAGUAUCGUUAGUCAGAUAUACAAGCCGUUAGGGCGCCUGGUGGGCGGGGAGCACAAGUUGAGCAGGGCAGUCGCUCUGAGCAAACUGCCCCUGAUCAAUUUUUACAUCUCGGACCUUCUGAUCCAUCCGCUCGUCAAGUCGACGCCGGUCUUCAACUUGGAUCUGCAUAAGAAGAGAAACAUCAACACCGCGAUUUUGAUACACCUGCCCGAGUAUUAUUGCCGGAACAGUCGGCAUCUGAUAGGUCCGCAGGUGAUGAGGAAGAGGCAAAUGAGAAAACUGGGCUUUCGAGUCGCGUGUUUGGAUUACGCAAGACUGACGGAACUCGCGAGUCAACGCGACAAAUUGACGUCUUAUCUGUCGCAGAGUCUAGACUCCGUCGAAGACGCAUUGUGAGCCGCGUGCGAAUUCACGGCUGAGAUCGCGAUUGAACGAAAUGUAACUUCUGCCUUUCUUUUUCUUCGACUACGGGGACAUUGUACAUUCGAGCGAAAUAAAAACAUCUCCUUGUAAAAGUGCACAGAAAAAUAACUCGCUGUCGCAGCAAAAUCUGUCGGUUACUAUACGAACAGCAGGGCGAUUGUUAGAAGUACUUAUUGUCGAAUCCACCAUUUAUUUUGCUGUAAAAACGAACGUGUAAAAAAGCGCCGUUUCGUUCCAACGGCAAAUUAACAUUUUCCCAAAAACAAAUUCACUCACAGCGGAAUAUUUUUCCAAUUCCAGCAACGAAACUGUUUCUGCUUCAAUUACGAGUAUGCUAAUUUGAUCAUGCUAACUAAAUUUUAUCGCUGCCGCAAUGAAUAUGCAAGAAUUAGAGCAAUGAUAUGAUUUCGCUACAACAGCGGAAUUAUUUUUCUCCGUGUCGAUUUGUUUUCGAGGGAUGAUUGGUUCAUAAAUCUCUCUCUCUCUCUCUCUCUCUGCUUUUUUUACAGU